AUGCACUAUUUUAGCUCUAUAGGCUGAUUUCAGCAUAUAAUAUGUGACUUCUAUUUUUUUGUAAUAGAAGAAAAUAGGCCGGACCAAUUCAUCUGAAAAAAGCUGUUUGGCAAUCAACCAAAAAUUUCGCAGUAUCAGAGAACGAUCAGUCAGUAUUGAUUUCAAAAAUCACAUAUACUAUUCUGAAACCAAGAGUUCUUAGAUGAAGCAGAUGAAAUACUUGAUGAUGAAAAAGUGACUGAUGGAAAGAAUCCGGUAUGAAGAUCAGGAAGAUGAAGAAUGAAUUAG
This is a messenger RNA of Blepharisma stoltei, 288 nucleotides long. NCBI's taxonomy places the organism in Eukaryota, Ciliophora, Heterotrichea, Heterotrichida, Blepharismidae. The record is from the annotation of a GenBank genome assembly.